Messenger RNA from Dermatophagoides farinae (American house dust mite), 4294 nucleotides. RefSeq lists its product as uncharacterized. Gene Ontology annotation, cellular component: membrane. Gene Ontology annotation, molecular function: ATP binding; ATP hydrolysis activity; ABC-type transporter activity. Gene Ontology annotation, biological process: transmembrane transport. The record is from RefSeq and is a predicted model, not a curated record. NCBI's taxonomy places the organism in Eukaryota, Metazoa, Arthropoda, Arachnida, Sarcoptiformes, Pyroglyphidae.
UGAAAAACAAAACAAAACGAACCAUAUCAAAUUUGUAAUCAGAAAAAUGGUACGUCAUAUUUGAGAUGUUUGUCGGCUGUUGUCUGGUUAUUAUUCUCAUUGCAAUUUGUUGUAUAAAAUGAUCGAACAAUUCAGCAUUAGACAUCAUAUUGAACCGGCAAUCGUUUUCAUCAUUGAUCAUUCACUUGAUCGAUCAUUAAUCAUUGAUUCAAAUAAUUAAUUUUCUAUACAGAAAUUUGUUAUAUAACGUUUUUUUUGUUGUUGUUGUUGUUUCAAGUUUUGGUUAAUGAUUUUUCAGUCAAUCAAUAAUCAAUAAAAUAUGUCUAUUAAUUCUAAUAAUGAAUCGCAACAACAAAUUUCAAUUGUAUGGCGUAAUCUUUCGUAUCAUCAUCAUAAUCCAUUGAUUUUGAAUGAUAAAAAAUCUUCGAUUCUACAAUGUUUAAAUGGUCAUCUUCGUUAUUAUACAUUGAACGGGCUUCUUGGACCAAGUGGUUCUGGUAAAACAACCCUAUUAAAAUGUCUUUCCGGUUUAUUGAAAUCUGGCCUAAGUGUUCAUACGGAACUCUAUCUGAAUGCAUCGGAAUCGAAACGUUUGACAACAUUACGUUUUAUUGGUCAAAAUAUGAAUGACAGCAUUUAUACAAGAAUGACAAUUCGACAGAUUUUAUCAUAUGCAUUUCGUUUUAAAAAUGAUCGUUCACAUCUAUAUGAUAUUGAUUCACAUAUAUCAAUCAUAAUGAAUGAUUUAUUAAUGGAUGAAACGAUUCUGGAUCGACGAUUUGAUCAAUGUUCCGGUGGUGAACAACAUCGUAUCAUUAUUGCACAGGAAUUAAUGUCACUUACGCAACCAACAUUUUUAUUCAUCGAUGAACCAACUACUGGAUUAGAUAGUAAUGCUGCAUUAUUGAUAAUGAAAUGUUUAUGGCGAUUAGCUCAUCAUAAUCGUAUGACAAUAUUCGUAUCGAUUCAUACACCAAAUACGGAUAUUAUGACAUUGUUUGAUAAGAUUUAUAUUCUUGCCACAGGUGGUUUGUGUAUCUAUUCAGAUUCACCGGAAUUUUUGGAUGAAAAAAUCGCUACCGAUCAAGCAAAAAUUAGUAAUCAACAACCAUCAUCAUUAUUAUCACCAAUUGAACGAUUCAUUCAAAUAGCCUGUGAUGGUAUCGAUAAUCCAAUAAUACAAAAAUGGACAAAAUUAACAUUGGAAAAAGAAAAUGAACAAUUUAACCGAAUUAUGAUGACUGAUGAUGAUAAUAAUCGGCUCAAAUUUCAACAUAAAGGCAUUGUUAUCCAACAGAAAUCAUUUCGAUUCAAAGAUCUUUACAUACAAUUACGUCGAAUGUUCAGUAUUGUAUUUAUGAUCGAAUGGCAAAAUCUUCUAUCAAUUAUGUUAUUCUAUAUGAUCGUUUUUCCAUUUAUUGCAUCAUUUUUCGAUGAAAAAAUUGUACAAUAUGAUGGUUGUAUGGAUGAUGAUAAUGAUGAACUCAAUGAAUCAACAAUCAACAGUAAUCAAACCUGUAUGGAACGUUUACAGAAUGAAAUCAAUACGAAUGAAUAUAUGAUAUAUCUUUGGUAUUGUCAAAGUAUAUCUGGAUAUUCAAUAAUGAUGUUAAGUACAAUAUCGAUUACAUCAAUGUUUCACGUGUUUCGCAAUGAACAUCAAAAUCAAUGGUAUCAUUUCGGUGUAUUAUUCACAUCGAUAACCUCAAUAACAUUUAUACAACUUGGUCUGUUAUCAUCGCUAAUUGGUAUAAUGAUCUAUUUCAGUGUUGAUCAUAGUUAUGUUGAUCAACAUCAUCAAUUAAACUGGUAUAGACUCGUACAUUUUAUCUGUUUCAUUUGGCUAAAUAAUAUCUACCUACAAAGUUUUGGUCAUCUAUGGAGCAUAAUAUUUUCCGGUAAAUCAGAAUUGGCAAUCAUAGUGGGAAUGUUUUUCUUUCAAUCAACAUUUCUAUUCAGUGGAUUUAUGAUUAAUCUGAAUCGAAUAUCGGCGAUGAAAAUAUUUUCCAAUCUAUUCCCAGUGAAAAUUAUUUCAAAUGGAUUAAUGUAUUCAUUUUAUGGCCUAAAUCGUUGCCAUAAAUCAUCAAUUCUCGAUGAUUUUGAUGUCAACAUUGAUCAUGUUUACAGUGAUGUUUACCUUAUCAUUGUACAUUGUUUAUUGACACGUUUUAUUACCUAUAUGAUAAUGUUGAUGAAAUUUAUUGGUUCGAAUAUUUUUUGUUGGCCAAAAAAAUUCUCACCAUUCACUGAUAUUAUCCAUAUCAUUAAUCAUCAUCAUCAUGAUAAUCGGAAUGCCAAUGAUAUGACGACUGAAAUGAUAAAAAUCAAUAAUUCAUCAAAAGAAUUGAAAAAAAUCAAGAAAAAUCAAGAUAACGAAAAGAUUAUAAUUGCAUGGCGUUCGAUUCAUUUAUUUGCAUCCAGUUCAUUGUAUGAAAUACGUUCAAUCAACAAUAUUGAUAAUCAUAAUAUGAAAAAAUUAAUAUUGAAAAAUUUAAAUGGACAAUUUCGAUUCGGUACAUUGAAUGCUGUGAUGGGACCAUCUGGUUCGGGUAAAACUUCAUUGCUUAAAAUUUUAAAUGGUCAAUGGAAAACACGUCUAAGUUAUGAAAGUAAAUUUUAUCUAAAUCGAUUUCAACCAAUCAAAGGAUGUUAUCUACAACAAGAUGUUUCUGGUCAUCUUAUGUCCGGUCUGACGGCCAGACAAACAUUAGUAUAUGCAUCACGAUUGAAGAAUUUGAUUCAAUUGAAAAAAAUUGAUCAUGAAGCUAUAGCCGAUAAAAUUCUUAAUGAAUUAUCAAUUAUACAGACAGCCAAUAUAGCCGUACAGAAUUGUUCGAAUGGUGAACGUAAACGUUUAGCAUUAGGUAUGGAAAUGACAUCCAUAAUGAUGCCUAAUUUAAUCUGUAUCGAUGAACCAACAAGUGGUUUGGAUUCAAAUUCUACCGAAAUUGUUAUCGCUUGUCUUCGAAGGAUUGCAUACGAUCAUAAUGUAGCAAUUGUAGCUGCCGUUCAUCAACCACAAACAGAAAUAUUUACAAUUUUCGAUGAAGUAUACGUAUUAGCCAAAGAUGGUGUGUGCGUUUAUUCUGGACGACCAAAUGCAAUUGUCAACCAUUUAUCAAAGGUAUUGAAUUUUGAUUCAAAAUUGAAUCAUCAUCAUCAUAAUCAAUUUUCACCAAUCGAACAACUUAUCAAUUAUUGUUCAUUAGAAAUGACAGAUUCAAUUGUACAAAAAAUGGUCAAUAUUACCGAUGAUCAUAUCAUUAAAAAUGCUGAAAUACAAAUUCCAAAACAAUUACAAUUAAUAAUUGAUGGUAUCCAAAGAAAUCGCGAAAGAUUUUCAUUAAAAUCAUCAUGGAUAUUAUUACAACGUUAUAUACAUAAUCCAUUGUUUAAAUGGACAAUAAUAAUGUCAAUAUUUCCAAUAAUACUCAUUGUAUUAUUACGACAGUUUUAUCCAGAUCGAAUUGCCAGACAAAAUGGUUGUUUUAAUUUUAUUGAAGAAGAUUUCAACAAUACAAUUUGUGAUGAUGAACCAAACGGAUGGAAAACGAUGAAUAAAGAUCUGUUGGAUAAUACACGUUUUACAAUAUAUAUGACCUUUAUUUUUCUUACCUGGAUUCUAAUACCGGCUAGUAUUCUAUUUACACGUGAAAUGAUAUUAUUCCAUAAUGAACAUCGAAAUGGUUGGUAUAGUACCGGUGCAUUUUAUUUGAUGAAAUCAAUGGCCGAAUUUCUGCCAAUGUUCAUUACAACCAUUGUAUUUGUUGUUUACAUUGCCAAUAUCUAUGAAUCAUCGAUUCAUUUUAAUGGCCUGUAUUUCUGGAUGAUUUUAUUGUUCAUUUUUGGUUCAUUAGCAAUGCAAGGAAUGGGCCAUUCAUUAGCCAUUAUAACGAAUGGAAAUUUUUUUGCAUUAAUAACCAUAUUACCUGGUUGGAUGACAUUAUUAUUUUUAUUAUCAAAUUUUGCAUCACCAAUUCAACGAUUAAAUUAUUUAUAUCAAUUUUUAUCCAAUUUAUCACCAUAUCGUUUUGUAUUGGAAGCAUUAUUGAUACUUCAAUAUGGAUUUGAACGUUGUCAAUCGAAUGAAAUUCCUAUUGUACUUUAUCAAAUGAUGGCAAUCAAUAAUCCAUAUGAUCAACAUUUUUAUCAUUGUAUUCGACAAUUAAUAUUCAAUAUUUUUUUCUAUCGUUUAUUGGCCAUAAUAAUGUUGAUAAUAAGAACAGAACCAUUCGAUGAUUAUCAUCGUAAACGUUGUGAAAAAAUUCAUCGACAAAUGUUACCACAAUUAUAA